CGAACAUGUUUAAAGUAGAAGAAACGAUAAUAUAAAAUGUAGUAAAAACUUUUGAUAAGGACAAAGAAAGUACAGAGGACGUUAUUAGAACCAUUCAGAAAUGGAUAAGUGAGCAGCCGCACUUUUUGCAACCUUUAGGUAAGUUCAAACUUGACGUCCCAUUUCUCUUUGGUAAAAGUUUUAGAACGAAGAAGUAUUACGAACUUUCUAGUUCUUAAUAAAUUUAGUAUCGAGAAAACUAAACAAAAAAUUGACAAUUAUUAUACAAUCAGGACCAAGCUGGAAGAAGUUUACAAGGAAAUGAAUCCUAGAUUUUCAUCCUACGUGAAAGAAGUUAAUCAGAUAGCUUAUUACACUGCCCAUCCGCAAUUACUGGAUUACAACAGAGUAUUUUUCUUUAAGAUCCGUAACCCAAAUUUAGUCGAAAAGUUAGAUACUUACGCUCUAUUGCCAAGAAAUGAGAAUCAGAGAAGAUAUCAUGUACGGAGAUAUAUUCAUUUAUGACUGUAAACAUCUACCUGCAUCGUUCUUUUUAAAGUUAACACCGACGUUCCUGUAUAAAUGUCUGAUCAUGAUCUUUCAGCAAAUUUAUUCCUUUCGAAUAAAAACGAUCUACAUCAUUAACUUUCCUUCAUUUGGGGAAACACUAAUAACAAUUUUGAAAAUGGUCUCAAAACCUAAAAUUUUUGAAAGAAUGCAUUUCUUCUCAGAAGAUACUAUAAUCAAAGAAAGGUUUCCUGAAGAUUUUUUGCCGGUGGAGUUUGGUGGAAAGGGGAUAUCGCUUGAGACACUACAAGAAAUGAUGGUUUCUGAAUAUGAACAACAUGUUAGUUUCUUCGAGCAUCUGGAAAAAUUUAAGGUUGAUGAAAGUCGUCGACCAGCGAAAUUGGAAAAUGACGAAAUGCUGGGGUUCUAUGGAAAUUUCAAAAAACUGAAUGUGGAUUAGUCGAGAAAAUGGGUUUUUAGUUAUGUUAAUUUUGUUAUUGUUAGUGUUCAGUUUAAUUAGUGAUAAACUUCUACAACAUAUGUAUUUGUAAAUUUUCGCGGUAUUGGGGUUAACUAUGUGAUUAAAUACCAAUGUCAAAUUCACGAUUAACCAUGCAUAUAAUAAAUAUUAAAAUUACCCUGUAAAGAGUGGGCCAAAGCUCGGACAUCACCCCUUUAUGUUA
This is a messenger RNA of Zophobas morio, 1169 nucleotides long. RefSeq lists its product as uncharacterized. The record is from RefSeq and is a predicted model, not a curated record. Gene Ontology annotation, molecular function: phosphatidylinositol bisphosphate binding. The transcript has 5 exons. Lineage: Eukaryota; Metazoa; Arthropoda; Insecta; Coleoptera; Tenebrionidae. Gene Ontology annotation, cellular component: membrane. The coding region runs from base 458 to 946 and encodes 162 amino acids.